AUGGGUCAUAUCGCCCGUAAUUGCCCAGAGGCUAUGUCUGAUGGGAGAUCUGUUAUUCCUGCUCGUGUCUUCGCGAUGUCUAAAGAGGAAGCAGAAGCUUCUCCAAAAUUGAUCAAAGGUAUGAUUGUCCUUAACGACAAACAAGUAGAAGCAUUAUUUGAUUCAGGUGCUAUGCAUUCUUUCAUUGCACUAGAUUGUAUGACUAGACUUAAAAUGUUUGCAUGUGAAAUGGGUGUUGUUAUGAAUGUUUCUACGUCGACUGGGGUCUCUACUAAAACCAGUCGUGUGUGCUCUAAUGUUAACCUGAAGUUUGGUGAUAGGGUUACAAUUAUUGACUUAAUUUAUUUGCCUUUAUUGGGCAUUGAUGUGAUUGUGGGAAUGGACUGGCUGUCGGCUAAUGGAGCGACUUUAGACUGUAACAAGAAGACAGUCCUAUUGCCAGUAGAUACUACCAUUUCUACAGCCCCUGAAAUGACUGUGCGUACCAUUAUGGUAGACAUAGAAAUGCCUAAGUUCUUGUCUGCUAUGGAAGUUAAGAAGUCAGAUCAAGAAGGAUGCCAAAUGUUCAUGAUAAAAGUAGUGAAAGAAUUUCCUGAGGUUUUUGCAGAAGAUGUGAAUGGUUUGCCACCAGAGAGAGAAGUUGAAUUCUCAAUUGAUUUAGCUCCAGGUACCGAGCCAAUUUCUAAGGCUCCGUAUCGAAUGGCCCCUGCAGAAUUAGAAGAGUUAAAGAAGCAACUAGAAGACUUGUUAGCUAAGGGCUUCAUAAGACCGAGUGUAUCACCAUAG
Messenger RNA from Prosopis cineraria, 786 nucleotides. RefSeq lists its product as uncharacterized. The coding region runs from base 1 to 786 and encodes 261 amino acids. The record is from RefSeq and is a predicted model, not a curated record. The transcript has 2 exons. NCBI's taxonomy places the organism in Eukaryota, Viridiplantae, Streptophyta, Magnoliopsida, Fabales, Fabaceae.